Molecule: messenger RNA, 1412 nt
Organism: Drosophila santomea
Lineage: Eukaryota; Metazoa; Arthropoda; Insecta; Diptera; Drosophilidae
Exons: 2
Coding region: 223-702 (159 amino acids)
Source: RefSeq, a predicted model, not a curated record
UUUCUGUGCAGAUCAUAACUCAUCAUGGACAUUGUGGCGACGCUGCGAUUGAUUGAUGAACUGCCAAAUCGCACGGCACACUCACAGCUCAAAUAUGCUGUCUAAAAUCAGGGAGGCCGUGCUGUGAACGUUCGAAAGGAACCCUCACAGGCCCCACAACUAUUGGGAUUUUUUCGAUAUUUUCGUUUGGAGUCAACAUAUUCCCCAUCUCGUUGCAAUAGGAUGCCAAAUUCGUCAGUGAUCAGCAGGGUGAACGCGGGUUUGGCCCGCUGUUUGAGCCACCAUCGGCGUUUGUGUCGCGGCAUUGCCGAGCUGGAACGCCUCAUCCACAACGAUGGCUUUCUGAAGGAUCCCCGCACUCAGUGGCUGCUCCACCAGCGACGUCAAACGGAGGAGGAGCAGGCCAAUGCCGAUGCCAGGGUCAGUCCUUUGGGCAGAAUGGGCUGUGAAGUGGGUCGUUUGCUGGGUGCGUCCAACAUAAAACUGCCCCCGCCAUCCGGCAAGAAUAAUCUCGUCGUGACCCGCACCUUCUGCCAAAUCCUUCAAGUCGAGAACACCACACCCAGAAAGCAGCCAGGACCCAUGCCAGCUCCAACUCCACUGCCAUCGCCAGAAAGAAGACACAGUAUCAUGUUCAGUGGCAGAAUGCCUCGUCCUGAAACGAAAGGAUCCUGCUCCAAAGGCUCCAGCCAAAGUGGUUAGGAAUGAGAUGCCAAAGAGAUGCGCUACCAAGUCUGGCAGAGAUCUAUGAUGUGUAUAGAUCUGUGCAAGGCUUGAGAGAGUUAUCUUUAGGAGGAUGUCUCUGUGGAAAUCGCCCAGCAACGACUGAAUUUAUAUCCCACACAACUGGAGCAACUGAAGCAGCAGGAGGAUGAGGAGCACAAGGAGGAGGAGGUGUUGCCCCGUCCGUCGUUCAGUAUCCGUGCUGCUCUCGUUAUUGUUAUGAAUAAGUUAAUAACAUGGCGGAAGGCUUCUUUUGUCGUGGCCCAAACAAGCAACAACCUGGCAGGCAGCGCUUAUUAAAUGAUUGAAGCCUUUGGUGGGGCGAGUUGUUGGUGCUGCAGGAACUUCGACUUGGCUCUUGCUCUUGCUCUUGCUCUGGGUCUUGGUGUUGGUGUUGGUCUUCCAGUUGGACUCAAGCUGGGGGCCCCCAUAAAAAAGGUGGAAACCUGGUUCUCGUUUCUUGAUCUUUUUUGGUUUUUUUUGUUUUUUGUGCUUUUUUUGCCAGCUCUUUUGAGCGCUGCUGCUUUGUGGUUUUUUCCCUUUGCGUCCAGCGUCCAGUGUCCAGCGUCCAGUGUCCAGAGUCCAGCGACCACCAUCAAUAACAGAGCCCGGGCCAUAUUUAUGAUUUGUUAAGCAACGCCGAACGUGCGAAAGGAUAAUCACAAGCGCCUGCUGGCACGCCCCCCUUC